Molecule: messenger RNA, 1003 nt
Organism: Drosophila yakuba
Lineage: Eukaryota; Metazoa; Arthropoda; Insecta; Diptera; Drosophilidae
Gene: Clc
Product: clathrin light chain
Exons: 2
Coding region: 174-833 (219 amino acids)
Biological process (GO): clathrin coat assembly; intracellular protein transport; clathrin-dependent endocytosis
Cellular component (GO): clathrin coat of trans-Golgi network vesicle; plasma membrane; clathrin coat of coated pit
Molecular function (GO): clathrin heavy chain binding; structural molecule activity
Source: RefSeq, a predicted model, not a curated record
GUUCGAUAACCUGCUGUUUUAUUGUUGGUUCACGUACUAAUGACAGUCAUUUUACGUAUUCAUUGCUAAAAGAAAACUGAAAAAAUAAAUUUUCCCGAAUUUCCGGUUAGUCAUCCGCCCACAGCGAUCUUCAUUUAGUCCUAACAGAAUCAAGGGAGAGAGAGCACAUAGCCAUGGACUUUGGAGACGAUUUUGCUGCCAAGGAGGAGGUGGAUCCGGCGGCCGAGUUCCUGGCGCGCGAACAGUCCGCUCUCGGGGACUUAGAGGCGGAGAUAACUGGGGGAUCUGCAUCAGCUCCUCCGGCUGCAUCCACAGACGAAGGCCUGGGUGAGCUCCUCGGAGGCACUGCCUCCGAAGGCGAUUUGCUCUCUGCUGGCGGCACUGGUGGUUUGGAAUCCUCCACAGGCAGUUUCGAGGUCAUUGGUGGCGAGUCCAAUGAACCCGUGGGCAUAUCCGGUCCACCUCCCUCGCGGGAAGAGCCCGAAAAGAUACGCAAAUGGCGCGAAGAGCAAAAGCAACGAUUGGAGGAAAAGGACAUCGAGGAGGAGCGCAAAAAGGAGGAACUCCGGCAGCAGUCCAAAAAGGAGCUGGACGAUUGGUUGCGUCAAAUUGGCGAGUCCAUAUCGAAGACCAAGCUGGCGUCCCGGAAUGCCGAGAAACAAGCCGCCACACUGGAGAACGGCACAAUCGAGCCUGGCACCGAAUGGGAGCGCAUAGCCAAGCUCUGCGACUUCAAUCCCAAGGUGAAUAAGGCGGGCAAGGACGUCUCCCGCAUGCGAUCCAUCUACCUGCACCUCAAGCAGAAUCCCAUCCAGGUGCAGAAGAGCACCUAGGUAGUUUUAAUUACGCACUCGCCUAACCACAUUAAGUUGAAUAUGAAAAUUAUUAUUGAAAGUAUUCGCUGUAUAUUCCAAUUUAUGAUACAUAAAAUAUUAUUAUUGCUGCUAUAACAUAGCUGCGAUCAUCGUUUUGUCUAAUGAAUGCAAUAAAGAAUGUGCACACA